Molecule: messenger RNA, 2239 nt
Organism: Rhipicephalus microplus (southern cattle tick)
Lineage: Eukaryota; Metazoa; Arthropoda; Arachnida; Ixodida; Ixodidae
Gene: TfAP-2
Product: transcription factor AP-2
Biological process (GO): regulation of transcription by RNA polymerase II; regulation of cell population proliferation; anatomical structure development
Cellular component (GO): nucleus
Molecular function (GO): RNA polymerase II transcription regulatory region sequence-specific DNA binding; DNA-binding transcription factor activity, RNA polymerase II-specific
Source: RefSeq, a predicted model, not a curated record
AUGGCUCAGCUGAGCCCGUUGACCAACACGGACAGUCCGCCACCGUCGUCCCGUGCGGGUAGUAACGGUGCCGCGGUGUCUUCCCGCGACCGAGGCUCCGUGUCGCCGGUGCCGUCCCGCAAGAAGCGUCGCCAGAUGCACGACCCGGACUCGAGCGGCGAGGACGACCUGAGCCCGACGUCGCUCGCCAAGAGGUUCAUGUCAGAUGCCGCGGCCGCCGGGACGUCUUCGCCGGCCACGACGCCCUCGACGGACGUCGCAUCUUCCUUCGAACUCAUUGACGUCACCGAGGACCGGCGCGACCUGGUGAGCGGCCACGCUGCCGCCGCAGCGGCCGCCGCGGCCGCCCUGGGCCCCAUCACGAGCCUCAGCUCGCCGAACCCGAGCACGCCGGGAGCCCUGGGCUCCGGUGCCGCCGGCUCGUUCGCCGGCGGACCCCCUCCGCCGCCGCGGCUGACGCCCUCGUCGGCUGACUUCCAGCCGCCCUACUUCCCGCCCCCGUACAACCUGCCGACGCCGACGCAGCAGCAGAUCGACUUCCACGACCCGUACGCGUCGCACCACCUCAACAGUCUCGCCGGACCGCAGCAGUACCACCAGCUGCACCCAGCCGCGGGACACCAGAGGGGCUUGUCCAGGAGACCCGAGGACGAUCUCCUACAGGCGGCGAACAUGCACCUUCCGGCGUACGGCGAAGGGCGUAGAACCGAACCGACAGCGUACCCCCGGCGGCCCGACGUGCUGGUGCACCACCCGCACCACCACCUGACCGAGCAGGACUUGCUGGGACUGCACGGGGCCGCCGCUGGUCUACCGCCGGGCAUCGUGGACGACGGACAGACCAGCCCCUGCUCAUCGGACGACGGCAACGAUUUCCUCGAGGCAGGAAGCGUCGACGACACCAGUCUUUUUGGGAGCGACCACAAUAGUGUCAUACGGAAAGGUAUGAAGGUUCGCAACUCUUCGGAGAACCACAAGGACAUGGUGCUCAGCGGGGGCGGCGUGACGUCCCCGACAGACGUGUUCUGCUCGGUGCCCGGCCGCCUGUCGCUGCUCAGUUCCACGUCCAAGUACAAGGUGACCGUGGGCGAAGUGCAGCGCCGCCUGUCGCCGCCCGAGUGCCUCAACGCGUCGCUGCUCGGCGGCGUCCUUCGGCGCGCGAAGUCCAAGAAUGGCGGCCGCUCGCUGCGGGAGAAGUUGGAGAAGAUAGGACUCAACCUACCUGCCGGUCGGCGCAAGGCGGCCAAUGUUACUCUGCUCACCUCUCUGGUAGAAGGCGAAGCCAUCCACUUAGCCAGGGAUUUCGGUUACGUGUGCGAGACCGAGUUCCCUUCCAGACAGGUGGCGGAGUACCUCUGUAGAAAUCACGCCGAACCAACCGACCUCUACCGCAGAAAAGAAGUGCUGCUUGCCACCAAGGGAAUGGUGAAGGAAUUCGUGGACUUGCUGAACCAGGACCGGUCUCCACUGUGCAACACGCGGCCCCAGAGCAUCCUCGAUCCCAGCAUCCAGCGCCACCUGACGCACUUCUCGCUCAUCACGCACGGCUUCGGCAGUCCCGCGAUUGUGGCCGCCCUGACGGCCGUGCAGAACUUCUUGAACGAGUCGGUCAAGUACCUCGAGAAGCAGAUCAACACCUACCCCGGCGGCGCGCCGCCCCACCUGGCCUCCGUAGACCCCAAGAAAGAAGACGCUAAGAAGUAGGCCGUAGCCGUAUAGCCUCCGCACUCGCGAAGCUAUAGGAAGCUGGAGAUGGACUUCGCCGGGGGGGACAAGCUGCCGAUUUUUUUUUCCUCUCGGAAUUUGAGACCGUGCCAUUCUUGUCGUCCGUUUCGCGUAAUCUUCAAAACCGAAAGGCGGUGUUGUAACCCCUAGAAACCACUCCAGCUCUUACAUGCCGUGUAGAGAGCGUGGUGGCCUUGUGGUGACCCCAAGCGCCGUGUGCUUGAUCAAACGCGCCGUGCCAACCUGCCUACGCGUCCGUCUGCUUGCUUGCUGUCUCCGGUUGUGCUGGUCAAUGUGUUACCUGCGUGGCCUGUGACGAUUCGCCGCCGCUACCAAGCAAUACUCGUUUGUUACGCGACAACGCGAGAAGUGUAAAGAUUGCCACCGGUAAUAUGCGAUGGAACGCGAACAAGCACCGGUCGUCCAUGAACGCGACAGAAAUUCGAUGCAGUACGACUCCGGUCAUGUGACACGGGUUCCAGUAUUACGGUCAUUUCACGAGCAAGAACAAAAU